Messenger RNA from Pediculus humanus corporis (human body louse), 837 nucleotides. RefSeq lists its product as uncharacterized. NCBI's taxonomy places the organism in Eukaryota, Metazoa, Arthropoda, Insecta, Psocodea, Pediculidae. The coding region runs from base 1 to 837 and encodes 278 amino acids. The transcript is spliced from 5 exons. The record is from RefSeq and is a predicted model, not a curated record.
AUGUCUAAAUUACCUGAUUUAUUAAAAAUGACAAGGCCUUAUAUUAUUGGAAUGGUACAUGUUAAAGCUCUACCAGGGACUCCAAAUAAUAAAUUAAAUAUAAAUUCUUUGAUUGAAGAAGCUUGCAACGAUGUUGAAAUAUAUAAGUCGUGCAACGUAAAUUCUAUUUUAGUAGAAAAUAUGCACGAUGUGCCAUAUGUGCAAUCAAAAUCAGUGGGUCCAGAAAUAAUUGCAUCAAUGACAAAAAUUUGUUCUGAAAUUAAAAAUAUUUUGCCUCGGCAUAUGACUUGUGGUGUUCAGAUUUUAGCUGGAGCUAAUAAGGAAGCACUUGCUGUUGCCCAGGCUGCAGAAUUACAGUAUAUCAGAGCUGAAGGUUAUGUUUUCAGUCACAUCGCUGAUGAAGGUUUAAUGAAUUCUUGUGCUGGUGAAUUGCUUCGAUAUAGGAAAUACAUUGGAGCUGAGAAUAUAUCUAUAUGGACUGACAUUAAAAAAAAGCAUUGUUCUCAUUCCAUAACAAGCGAUUUAACAUUAGUGGAAACAGCUUUAGCUGCUGAAUUUUUUUUAUCCGAUGGUAUAGUUCUAACAGGAAAAACUACUGGGAAUGCAAUAAGAAAAUCAGAUUUUAUAAAAAUUCAAAAUUCUUGCUCACUGCCUAUCGUAAUUGGGUCUGGAGUUACAGCUGAGAAUGUUGCUGAUUUUUUAAAUGCUAAUGCUAUUAUUGUGGGAUCAUAUUUCAAAAAGGAAGGAUUGUGGAGUAAUGAAGUUGAUAAAAAUAGAGUGGAGAAUUUUAUGAAUGUGUUAGUGGAAAAAAGUACAAAAAUGCAAUUAAAAAGUUAA